Molecule: messenger RNA, 901 nt
Organism: Lolium perenne
Lineage: Eukaryota; Viridiplantae; Streptophyta; Magnoliopsida; Poales; Poaceae
Product: osmotin-like protein
Source: RefSeq, a predicted model, not a curated record
CCCACUUCACCACCCUAGCUGCAAAGCCAAGAAACAAGAGCAGAUGGCUGCCAUGGCGGAGCGCCUCGCCCUCGCCUUCCUGCUCGCGGCGGCCGCCGUUGUGGCGGCAUCGGCGGUGGACAGCAAGCUGACCAUGCACAACCUCUGCCCGUUCCCCGUGUACCCGCUGGUCACCCCCAUCGACGGCCUCCCCUCCAUCGCCGACAACACCAUCCAGCUCGGCGCCAACGGCCGCGGGCUCGUCUCCUUCCCCUUCCCGGCCACCUUCUGGGCCGGCCGCGUGGUGGCGCGCACCGACUGCGCGUCGCCGACGAGCUGCGAGACGGGGACGGCGCCGCCGAUGACGGUGGUGCAGCUGGUCGUGCACUCGGCCGAUGCCGGGCCCGGGGCGGACCUGGCCACCUACAGCGUGAGCCUCAAGGACGGGUUCAACGUGGGCGCGGCGGUCAGCCCGCAGUUCAUCGGCGGCGGGCAGUGCCCGGUGCUCGGCUGCCCCGUGAACCUGAACGACGGCUGCCCCGUGAACCAGCGCGUCGUCGACAAACGCGGCAUGGUGGUGGCGUGCAAGGGGGACUACGGAUACUUCAAGCAGCGGUGCCCGCUGACGCGGGUGGGCGGCAGCGACGUGGAGCCCGUCCCCCAGAGGUGUCUCGCGCCCCGCGAGCUCAAGGUCAUCUUCUGCCCGGCCGCCAUCUGAUCGAUCUUACCAUGGUCGGCGCCGCCUCCGCCCAGACGGAGCUCGUACGGCGUCGGCGACAACUAGUAGCUGGUCAUUACUACUCAUUAUUAGCGUGCCGCUGAUGCAUGCGUAAGGGUGUUGUGAAAUGAAAUUUGUGUCCAGACUGUGGCAUACGGGAGUAUCACUAUAUAUCAGUCAAUAAUACGUACUCGCAUGUUCUUA